Humulus lupulus (European hop) is the source of this 2556-nucleotide messenger RNA. RefSeq lists its product as uncharacterized. The record is from RefSeq and is a predicted model, not a curated record. Bases 1223 to 2335 code for a protein of 370 amino acids. Lineage: Eukaryota; Viridiplantae; Streptophyta; Magnoliopsida; Rosales; Cannabaceae. The transcript has 3 exons.
CAAUGACUAUAAAUCUAUAUUAUUAAGCACUGAAUAUUCGGAUAACUUCUUGCCAAAAGAAUGGAAAUCUAGCUCAUAUAAAGUACUUGUGGAGAAAAGUCAAUUAUUUACUUGUGCGAACAGUUACUCAUAUCACCUUAUUUCCUUACUGGUCGCUACAGUUGAGUUCCUGUGCAAGUACAAGAAAGUUAAAUGAACCAAAAAUCAGUUUCACAAUUUUUUGUUUGAGAAGCCUUUUUUCGUAUUAGUAUGUACAUAAUGAAGGUCUAUCAAAGGUGUACGUUGCAAAGAUUUUGCAUAUUUUAUGUACCGUGAACAGCACGCUAUCAUGUAUGACUUUUUCCCUUUAUUUACGGCUAUUUUGAUGUUAUGUUCGGUCACCGGACCGGAAGUGAAAAUCACUUGGUUUACUACCCACUUCUUUAUACCUUUGACUCGGUCCACGAGUUGUGGGUUGUGUUGUUAUUGUUUGCUGUUGGUUUUUUCUGUUGGAAACCAUGUCACUCCACAAGAAUUUCAUAAAAUUAAGGGGACACCAAAUUACAGUGGUCCUCGUUCCACUGUUUCUUAAAUCUAUAUGGGUGACAGAUCUUACGUUAUCAUUAAUUUAAAUCUGAAGUUGAAGCCUCGGUUCUACCAAGGAACAACACUGAAAGGUAUUGAAUUGAUGACCCGACUACAGCUAGCAGAUAGUGUAGUUGAUAAUAAUUAAAUAAGUCCGGCCGGCUGAAUCUUACCAAUUUGUUUUCUAUUCUAUUCUUGACCUGGUCGUCGUUAUCAUAAUGCAUAUUCCAUGCGCUUUGAGUUUGAGACCCAUCUAAACUGUAAUACAAUAUGUUCUAGAAAAAUCUCUCUAAGUUAACGUGGCGUGAGGUAAACUACUAUAGUUAUUUUCAAAUGUAUUUUUCAAGUAUAUAUAAGGACAAAUUAUAAACUUUAGUCUCUUCCAACUUUGUAUCAAUUACACAAUAUAUAACCUCGUGUGUGUGUGAUGGGAAAAACAACAUUGUAUGUAUAUGUAAUACGUAGUGUGUCAACGUCCUCCUAUAUAUGACCGGCAUAUUCCAGCUAAUUGGCUUUAUAUAACCCAUCUUCAUCUCCAAAAGGAAUUUAACUAUUAAACUUAAUAAUAUAAUUCCCUUUCGGCCUUUGGUUCUUAUUAUAAAAGGAUCCAUUUCACUCAAGUAUACACUCCUUCGAAGUCUAUAACACAUUUAGAGAUAUGGCAGCCAUAGCCAUGGGGGAGAACGACAAGGCAAGAAUAACCAAGGCUAGAAUGGAGCUUGAAGAAUUGUACUCAGGAAUACCAGACGAGUCAGUUGAUCUCACUUUUGAGGACCUAGCUAGCUUCAAUAACUCACCACAAAAUAAAAACCCCACCACCACUACUAAUCUCAUCGAACCCACUACCCAAGUCAACUCAUCAUCAGUUACUAAAGUUGCUGAUGAACAAGUGCCCCAUCUAAAGAAGAUCCCAAGUCUUGAUUUCAGCAAAGCCCUUCAAGCCUCCAUUGAUAAUCAUCGUCAUCACUACCCUCUCCUUCAGAUAAAAGAGAACGACGUCGUUCACCCCUUCGGUACUAGUAUUAGUACUACUACUAGAACUAGUAAUACUGCUCAUCAUCAACACCAUCAUAAUCAUGGCCACAUGAACGGCCGCCAUGCAUUAUCAUCAUCGGCAGGUCAUCGUGGAUACGACGGUGAUCGUCAUCAUCUAGGCCAAAACCAUCACCAUACGACGAGUUCCAACCCGUUUAUUGCUGAGUCAGGGUUCAGGCAGGCGGUGGAGAUGAGUAGCAUGGCUCAUGAUGAUGUGAGUUGCCAGAGCAUGGCUUCUACAUAUCAACAGAGACCAGGUGCCGCCGGAAGACGAAGGCCUGGGAUUCCCCACUCAAAAAUCUGUGCCAUUUGCUCUAGCUAUAUCUACAUUUUCCGCCAUCGUUGCCUAGUUUGUGGAAGAGUCUACUGCAGGCAAUGCGUAAAGUUAGGCAUGGGAGAAAUGACGGAAGGACGGAAGUGUAUUCAGUGCUUGGGCAAAAAAUUUAGCCAAAGGUACAUACAAAGAGCAGGAGAGACGGGAUGCUUUUGUUCAAGGUAUCCGACUGUGAUGAGGCAAGCAGAGCUAAAGUGGGCUGAGAAAGGGCCCAGAAGAAACAGCGAAAGAGCGUUUGGACGCAGUGGAAUGAUGUCGGGGACCAUGAUGGCGUCAAUAUCAAAAGGCCCAAUAGCCCCAAGGACCCUAAAUGGGCUCCAUGCUUCCAGUGAGCCCAAUUCCUUUGUCAUGACUCCAUCCUACUCCCCCUAUACUCCCACUCACCACCAUUACCCUUUUUAGAGAACGUAUUUUAAAUUUACCGACAAUAUUCCUCUUUUUUCUUUCUUUUUGAAUAACCUUCUUUUUUCUUAUAUCGUAAACAUCAUCUCAUGUCCCAUUUAUUUUUUCUUCUUGCAAUCAUCACAUUUCAUCCCAUCCCAUCCUAUCAAUAUAGAACUUCAUUUAUAAUCUGUAAUUUUUUUUACCUUACAAUUAUAUGACACGUAAUCAUAUUAUCAACA